AUGCCCUGGACCCAGAAGACAUUCACCCUCCCCUCCAAAUCCCGGGGCUCAUACCUGAUAACCGACCACAUCACGUCCUCGCUCCCCGAGAUCCGCGAGUACAAGGUCGGCAUGCUGAACCUCUUCGUCCAACACACUUCCUGCGCGCUCUCGCUAAACGAGAACUGGGACGAGGACGUCCGCGAGGACAUGUCCGAUGCGCUGGACCGCAUUGCGCCGGCUGAUAAGAAGGGGAACCUGUACCGCCAUAGUGCGGAGGGCGAGGAUGAUAUGCCGGCACACAUCAAGUCCGCGCUCAUUGGGGCGUCGGUCAAUAUCCCGAUCUCGAACGGCAAGUUGGCGACGGGGACGUGGCAGGGGAUCUGGUACUUGGAGUUCCGGGCUAUGAGGCAUACGAGGAAGGUUGUUGCUACUAUUCAGGGCGAGAAGGAGUGA
Molecule: messenger RNA, 435 nt
Organism: Aspergillus mulundensis
Lineage: Eukaryota; Fungi; Ascomycota; Eurotiomycetes; Eurotiales; Aspergillaceae
Product: YjbQ family protein
Exons: 2
Coding region: 1-435 (144 amino acids)
Source: RefSeq, a predicted model, not a curated record